This is a messenger RNA of Lasiodiplodia theobromae, 513 nucleotides long. RefSeq names its product An1-type zinc finger protein. Gene Ontology annotation, biological process: modification-dependent protein catabolic process; protein ubiquitination. Bases 1 to 513 code for a protein of 170 amino acids. The transcript is spliced from 2 exons. The record is from RefSeq and is a predicted model, not a curated record. Gene Ontology annotation, cellular component: nucleus; cytoplasm. Lineage: Eukaryota; Fungi; Ascomycota; Dothideomycetes; Botryosphaeriales; Botryosphaeriaceae. Gene Ontology annotation, molecular function: zinc ion binding; protein tag activity; ubiquitin protein ligase binding.
AUGCGCUCCAACAGCAUCUCGUCCAUCUCCUCGUCCUCGUCCGCCUGGGACUGUGAGGACUCGGUGCAGAUCUUCGUCAAGAACAUUGCCGGCGAGACCUUCCCCCUCACCAUCCCGGCCGACACGUCGAUAGAUACCCUCAAGAGCCUGCUCGCCCUCCGCACAAACCUGCCGUCGUCAGACCUGCGGCUGGUGCACGCCGGCAAGCACCUCACCGCGGCCGACUCGACCCUCGCAGACUACAACAUCACCCGUGACUCAACGCUGCACCUGGCGCUCCCCGUGCGAGGUGGCAUGCCGCCCAAGAAGAUCCGCUGCAGCUACAAGGACUGCAAGGAUGCGGCGCAGCGCAUCGUCGGCGACUGCGGCUUCUGCUCGGGCCACUUCUGCGGACGUCAUCGCCUGUUGGAGGACCACAAGUGCUCGGGCCUCGAGGACUGCAAGAAGGAGAGUCACGAGCGCAACGCCGAGAAGCUCAACUCGGAGCGCACCGUCGCGAUACGCGGCAUCUGA